Molecule: messenger RNA, 3350 nt
Organism: Cyprinus carpio (common carp)
Lineage: Eukaryota; Metazoa; Chordata; Actinopteri; Cypriniformes; Cyprinidae
Product: Yes-related kinase
Exons: 14
Coding region: 376-2115 (579 amino acids)
Biological process (GO): protein phosphorylation; innate immune response; cell surface receptor protein tyrosine kinase signaling pathway
Cellular component (GO): extrinsic component of cytoplasmic side of plasma membrane
Molecular function (GO): ATP binding; signaling receptor binding; non-membrane spanning protein tyrosine kinase activity
Source: RefSeq, a predicted model, not a curated record
AACGCUAUAUUUAGGUGGUAAAACCUCAGUACUGUGUAAAGCAUUCAGCAAACACAUUUAAUUUCCCGGAAAUAAUUUGAAUAUGUAGAAGCGUGCAGCUGAGUGCUGACAGGAGGUGGAGUCGCUCGCGCUUCGCCUGGCGCAGAGUACGCGCGGAAUUCAGCGCUUCCGGACACCGCGCGACUCGAGCGAGCGCAUCCGCGGCCGGUUGACCGCCGCACCGACUCCCGUGUCUGUGCCUGAUCCAGCUCUGUCACUGCCCGCCUGUUAGACAUUCAUAAAGGAAGAUGGUGUGUAUGGAAAGCUGAUGUGCGGAUCUGGAAGAAGCUCUGUUUCCAGGGUGAUGAGCUGUGUGCUUUAAAAAUAUAGAAUAUUAUGGGCUGUGCUUGCUGUAAGCAGAGGAAGGCCAGUAAAGCUGUGUCGAGUCCCAACUUGUGUGACACAGGCAAUGGGACCCAGGCAUCAGAACCCUCCCGUUACAUCGCAGAUCCCACUUUUAACUCUGGGAUGAUCCCCAACUUUAAUGAUUUUUCCAACCCUGCUCCAUCAUCCAAUUUCACCUCGUCCCGCCCAGCCCCCAUCACAGGAGGCGGUGUAACGCUCUUUAUAGCCCUUUAUGACUAUGAUGCACGUACAGAGGAUGACCUGAGCUUCCAGAAAGGAGAAAAGUUCCAUAUUAUCAACAAUACCGAGGGUGACUGGUGGGAGGCUCGUUCUCUGGACACAGGGAAGUCUGGGUACAUUCCUAGUAACUAUGUGGCCCCUGUGGACUCCAUACAAGCUGAGGAGUGGUAUUUUGGUAAGAUGGGCCGGAAGGAUGCAGAACGACAGUUGUUAGCGCAGAACAAUCCUAGAGGGACAUUCUUAAUACGAGAAAGCGAGACAACAAAAGGAGCGUACUCUUUGUCGAUCAGAGACUGGGAUGAUGCGAAGGGGGAUCAUGUCAAGCACUAUAAAAUUAGGAAGCUGGACAAUGGUGGUUAUUACAUCACAACAAGGACACAGUUUGAUACCGUCCAGGAGCUGGUGGUGCAUUAUACAGAGCGUGCAGCAGGGCUGUGCUGCCGUUUGAUUGGCAGCUGUAGGCGGGGCAUGCCUAAGCUGGCUGACCUGUCAGUGAAGACUAAGGAUGUUUGGGAGAUUCCCAGGGAAUCACUUCAGCUCAUUAAGAAACUGGGCAAUGGCCAGUUUGGUGAAGUGUGGAUGGGUAGUAAUGAUGGUUUAUGUUGCUACUUGACUAAAGCCUGUCCAAAUGCCACGCCCCAAACAAUGGGUUUAGGGCGGGAUGCCUGGGAGAUCGCCCGGGAAACAUUGCAGCUCAACAGGAAGUUGGGUCAGGGUUGUUUUGGCGACGUCUGGAUGGGCAUGUGGAAUGGCACAACUAAAGUUGCAGUGAAGACCCUGAAGCCAGGCACCAUGUCUCCAGAGGCCUUCCUGGAUGAGGCCCAGAUCAUGAAGAGGCUCCGUCAUGAUAAACUGGUACAGCUGUAUGCUGUGGUGUCUGAGGAGCCCAUCUACAUCAUCACUGAGUUCAUGAGUCAAGGAAGCUUGUUGGACUUCUUGAAAGAUGGAGAUGGCAGAAAUCUAAAAUUGCCUCAACUUGUGGAUAUGGCAGCCCAGAUUGCUGCAGGCAUGGCCUAUAUUGAGCGGAUGAACUACAUCCACAGAGACCUGCGAGCUGCCAAUAUCCUGGUUGGAGACGGUCUGGUCUGUAAGAUUGCAGACUUUGGGCUGGCUAGACUUAUCGAGGACAAUGAGUACACAGCUAGACAAGGAGCAAAGUUUCCGAUAAAGUGGACUGCCCCAGAGGCUGCUCUGUAUGGUAAAUUUACCAUCAAAUCAGAUGUGUGGUCUUUUGGUAUCCUACUGACUGAGCUCAUCACCAAGGGCAGAGUGCCUUACCCAGGGAUGAACAACAGAGAGGUUCUGGAGCAGGUGGAGCGUGGAUAUCGAAUGCCGUGUCCGCAGGGCUGCCCGGCGUCUCUGCAUGAGUUGAUGGUGCAGUGCUGGCGGAAGGAUCCUGACGAGAGGCACACCUUUGAGUACCUGCAGAGCUUCCUGGAGGACUACUUUACUGCCACUGAACCCCAGUACCAGCCUGGAGAAAACCUGUGAUAGACACAUAUACACUUAAGUGCAUUAGUUCAAUAUAUCCUUCAGGAAAGAUGCAAUUGCCUUUACUUUCUAUCACAAUACCUCCAUAAACUGAUUUUGAUCCAUGGCCCUGCAAUCAUAAGCUCCAUCUGAACAUGCUUUAGUGCAAUUCCUCAUUCUGUGCUUCAAACUGAAAAAAACGUUCCAAGAUACUGCUCUCAAACUGCAAGACUGGGUCACUUUAUAAGUCUGAAGUAAUACAAUGGUCAAUGUUAAUGUUGGUUCUUUAACUUAAAAUACACCAACACAUUAAUGCUACCAUAUUAAUGCUUCAUCUCUCCAUUAAACCAAUAGCAAUUAGUUACCUAUUCAAUCAUAUUACUAUAUCCACCACUGUAUUUGAAUGUUCUGUCUCUUGUAGACUAUUUAAGUCAUUUCUAAUGGGUGCCUAGUGGAGAAAAUUUCGCUCUGAUAUACAGGUAGAACAAAAGAAUCUCUACUAGGCAUUCAACAGUGACCUGGAUAACUGAGAUUUUUUACAGACUUAUCUAAUCUGUGGUAUGUUUUGUGAUUAAUGUGAUAUACAGGUCUAAACUCCAAUAACAGAGAAAGCUCUUCCAGCUCAAGAGCAAGCCACAUGAACCUUUUUUUUUUUUUUUUUUUUUUACAUACGAUUCAGUUUCUGAAUGUGCAUUUUUGAAUGUAACAAUUCAGUCUUUCCUUUUUUAUCUGGCAAAAAGUAAAUUGAAUGCAAAGGAGCCAAAAAUGAAAUCUUGAAAUAUUAGUGUAUAAGUCUCAAUGCACAGCUAACAAGGAUGUGCCUUUAUAGUCUUGCAUUUGUUUCUUUAGGCUUUGUUCACUUAGCUAGUCAUGUUAUUGCUUUCUAAUAAUCCUUUUUGUUUAACUUUGAAUAUAACAAUCCUGUAUUAUCUUAUUAGAGAGCAGUUCUGUUGUAUAAUAGUGGGCUUUAUUGUGGCUUUAAAGACACAGUAUUGACAUUCAGAAAAGACUUCCUUCAGAGCUGUCUUUUAAAAUGAGAACAAAACUACUGUUUUUUUUCCAUCAUUUUACACUGUAUUUUUACAUUUUACUUCAUAUCUCAAUUAUUUCGUUUUUAUAAUUUAAGUGGAUAUCAAACCUGUGCCCUUAUUCAGGAUCAAUGAUACUCUACGGGGAUAGACUGUAACCCUGAACUGAAGAAUGUGUAUUACAGUUAUGUAAUGUUUGUGCCAUUUUAUUAUACUGAGCUUACUGAA